Molecule: messenger RNA, 1446 nt
Organism: Symbiodinium pilosum
Lineage: Eukaryota; Dinophyceae; Suessiales; Symbiodiniaceae
Source: the annotation of a GenBank genome assembly
AUGUCUGACGCGACAGCUUGCCGCAUCCAUGGCAAGUGUUCGCCCCCAACCUGGUACCUUGCAGCAAAGCACCGCCGAGCAGGUCCUGUAGGCCAGGCCAGCAGCGUAGCUUACUCGUUGCUCACGCUACGGCUUGAGCAUCAAGCUGAGUACGUUUGUCACCUGGAGCGCCUCGAUGAGGGCAUCUUGAAGGCUCUGCAGGACUACCUCACAGAGGCAGAGGAUCCACAGAAACCGAGCCAAGGACAGAUCAGGCAAAAGCCCUUAAAGGGCAUCUCGCUGCCUGGUGUCCGGCGCACCUGGGGAAAAUACGAAGCUCGUGUGAUGUUCUCCGAUCUUCGCGUCCAGUCUUCGAAGACCUCUUCGCAGCUCCAGGCGCUUCGAUGGAGAAACGCUCUGUUCUCUUUGAGGCGAAGGGCUGGGACACGAGGGCCUACUACCGAAACGCAGGCAGUUACAAUCGAAGAGUACUGUGACGAACUUGGGGAGAGCCCAUACCUGAUGUCCCAAUUCACUUGCUACCGGCAGCUGGGCGGAGAGCGUUUCAGCACGCCCACCACGAGCAACCUCCGGCUGGCGCUCAGCUUGUGUAAAGAGCUCCUUGCCAUUAUCAACGAGAUGACGACAGUUCAAACGAAGAAGGCCAUGAUCCGCAGCUGGCGUGUUGAGGCAGCGCAGAGAACGCUUGCAGAGAAGCAGGCGUGGCCGAUCCGCCAAAAGCGAUUGCUCGCUGCGGUUGCAUCAGAGCGCACCAGGCGCAGAUACAAGGUUGGGGGACAGCUUCAGCGAAUGCUCGGUGUGGAUGGGGAUGAUGAUUUUGCUGCCUGCAGACUCAAGGAGUCUUCGCCUAAAUCCUGGGAGCAGCUGCGGUCGAUCUUUCGACGUCUUGUCGGACCGCGGAUGGCGGAGGCCCUCCUGUCGGGUCGUGCACGUGGACAGCUGUUCUCGGACCGCAUGCCGCGAGAUGUGGCGCGGCGUCCGCUGGAAUUCCUGAGCUUGCGUGAAGCUGUCCAUGUCUCUGCAGUCAGCAGAGCCAGUUUCGACGUGUCGUACGACGCGAUCGGGCCACGCCUGAGAUCCUUCGUGUACACUCCAAACUUCGUGGAGCGUCCCAAAGAGUCCCGCGCAGGACGCAUGCUCGCCUCAUCGCCAGAGAAGCAGGUCUCGCUCCUGCUUGGCAUGCUCAGCGCUGCUCACCUUGCAUCUCGCUUCGUUGAGAUAGACCUCCGCAAGGCUCCCCUUGACUCCCAGACCAUGGGAGCUUUCACUAAUCUGCUGCCCGCGCUGGUCUCUCUGUCGGUGCUGAAGCUCAAGAGCUUGGGGAAGGAGUGGCUGAAACUGGAGCCGCCCAAGAUGCUCGAAAAAGUUCCUCCAGGUGCCACCUUGGAGUGCUAUGACGCGAAUGGGUUAGUGGUCUGGGAAGGAUACCGGGCUUCGAGCAUGUGA